Penicillium paradoxum is the source of this 183-nucleotide messenger RNA. RefSeq lists its product as uncharacterized. The coding region runs from base 1 to 183 and encodes 60 amino acids. The record is from RefSeq and is a predicted model, not a curated record. The transcript is spliced from 3 exons. Lineage: Eukaryota; Fungi; Ascomycota; Eurotiomycetes; Eurotiales; Aspergillaceae.
AUGAUUUACUACUAUACCUACUAUACCUAUUACAGAGGUAGAGAAGAGGAGGAGGAGGAGGAGGAGGAGGAGGAGGAGGAGGGAGAAGAGGAGGGAGAAGAGGAGGGAGAAGAGGAGGAGGAAGAGGAAGAGGAGGAGGAAGAGGAGGAGGAAGGAAGACCGAAAAAAAGGGUAAAGAAUUAG